Messenger RNA from Zonotrichia leucophrys gambelii, 1479 nucleotides. RefSeq names its product C-type lectin domain family 4 member A-like. Bases 291 to 1004 code for a protein of 237 amino acids. NCBI's taxonomy places the organism in Eukaryota, Metazoa, Chordata, Aves, Passeriformes, Passerellidae. The record is from RefSeq and is a predicted model, not a curated record. The transcript has 6 exons.
AGUUGUUAGGUUCUCAUUUUUCUUUUAUGUCUCAAAACCUUCCAUGGUGCCAGGGCUGAUUUCCUGGGCUAAGAAACUGAAGAUCUCUUUGGAGCAUUUCUGAGCUCCCAGGAAUUCUCGGGUUAUCACCAGUGCUUCCUGUGUUCAGCACAGCCUUCUUUGAUGGGUAGAGGGUGAAUGAAUGUAUGGGAAAGGCUCAGUAACCUAUUCCUGUCACUCUCUAGAAACAAGGAGCUAAAAGACCCACCUUUUACGUGGCAAAACUAAGGACAGGGUCACACUGUGAUUAAAUGGCAUCAGAAAUCACCUAUGCUGAGGUGAAGUUCAAAAAUGAAUCGCCAGCUCCAGUGGUCAAAGGACCUCCUGAGACAAAGAAGCCUGAGCAACAUCCCCAGAAAUACCCACUCUGGCUGCCAUGGUUGAUCUCACUGCUGCUUCUCUUGGUGUGCAUUGCCCUUGUUGUUGUCCUCCUUGUGCUUCCCUUCUGCCACAGCAGUGACCAGCCCUCAGCCCUGCAGCAGCAGGAGUUCUCUGAGCAGUUCUCGGAGUGGGAGUGCAGCUCAGCGGUGCCACAAGGCACAGACCGAGGCUGGAUGUGCUGCCCAAAGGGCUGGAGAAGGUUUCAAGGGAGCUGCUAUUUCCUGUCCACUGAUGAGAUGAACUGUGCUGAGAGUGCACGGAACUGCACUGGGAUGGGCUCCCAGCUGGUGGUGAUCACCAGCAGUGCAGAGCAGGUAUUCCUCACUGAGCAUGGAACUCAGCCUGCGAAAAUAAUUAAUUUCUACAUUGGUCUGUUUGAGGUUGAUGUCGACCAGUGGCAGUGGGUGGACAAGACUCCCUACAAUGAGACAGCAGCGUUCUGGCGAGUCGGGGAACCAAGUCCAGGCCAUACUGAGAACUGCACUGUAAUGCAUUUGUCUAAAGGGAACUUCAACAACUGGAAUGAUGUCAAACCAGAUACAAGGCACUAUCGAAUUUGUGAAGCUGCAGCAGUAACUGUGUGAUGGAAAUGCCCCUGACUUGAGUAAAGCUGGAAGAUCAGCAGGGAGCUGGGAACAGCUCUGGCUGUGCUGGGAAGGGUGGGGAGCUCUGACACAUCUUCACUGUGUGGGGUGGGACCACGUGUGUGGAAGUGAAAUGAGCUUUGUCCAGCAUCCCCAGUGCAUGUGCUGGCUCAGGGAACACAGGGAGGCUCAGGCUCUUUGGAGCAGCUCCUGUGUUCUUGAGUCCUCUUCUCUCUGUGUGGUUCCAGCAGCCUCUGGCUGAAAAGAGAUGAAGUUCUCCGGGAGGAAGACAGAAGAAUGGAAGAGACAUAUCCCGGGAUUCAAUGUCCUCUGUCUCCUUGAGCAGAACUGUUUGCUUUUUGUUGAGUCACACAAAAAAUAUCCUCUAGCUGUACUGAUUUUGCUGAACAAAUUCUGAAAUCUUAGACAAGAGAAAAUACAAUAUCAGACAAAUGAACAAAUUCUCUGUACCCUG